AUGAGAUGGGAUGUGUUCUGCCUGGUAGCUCUUGUUUAUAGGGCAUUUUGCACAUCUUUGAGGCAAGAAAAAGAAAGUGGCAAAAUGAAAAGAGGUAUUGUGGCCGUGCUUCCGCUAGGAUUUGUAGGAAACACUACGACUUUGCAACCAACGAUAAGUCUUAGAAACUUGAAGACCGUACUGUCGAAAGAUGCUUACUCUGUUGUUGAUUAUAUUGUUAGAGUGAUAUGUAUGUAUAACUUCUCAGAUGUAGUGAGUGUAGCGAUAAAUGACGAGGAGAUUGAAAGAUUGUUUUUGGAAGAGAUUAGAAAGUACCUAAAGGUGAUAUCCGGGGAUGUAUUGAAGAAGUGCAAGGAAAGCAGCACACUCUAUGAUAUAGUGGAGAUAGUGUUUGAAGAGAUGCUGGAAUACAAGGAGAAUGCGGAGGGAGUGAAGAUGUCGAAGCUUAGGAUGAUCAUUGAAAGGGAGUUGGGGGAGAAGCUGAAGGUGAUAGAGAGCUUGGCGAAUGUGGAGAUGUCUGAGGAGGGAAGAAGGAAGUAUGAGCUUCGCAAGUUGUUGAACAUACACAUUAGAUCGUUUUUGGGGAUUUUGUGUUUGGAGGAUCAAUGGGAGCAGCGGGUCGCUGUGCAGAAGAUAGUGUGCAGUGUGUUUAAGAACCUCUAUUCGAGGCUGAAAAGAGAACAGAUUCUCGGAAUAAUGGUUGAAGGAAACAUAGGGAAGCAGUUGAGGCCUGAAUAUGCAAAUAACAUGGAUGAGUUUAGUACCAAAAUGUACUUAGAAAUAAUCAAUGUCAGGUAUGACGAGUUUCUGGGAAUAUGCAAUGAGUAUGACGAAGGGGUUGUGGAGGAGAUAGUGAAGCAGAUAUUGCUGGGAAAAGAUGGGAGGAGCAUCGACAGGAAGUAUGCUGAGAAGGUCAAGAAUAUGAUUGAGAGAAGAAGGGAGAAGGAAAGGAAAGUAGAGGAGAGGAAGAAAGAGCUGGCUGAAAGGAAUGCAAGGAAGCUGUUGAAAGAGGAGGAGAGAGACAAAGCUGCUCUUAGGCGUGCCCGAGGAGGGGCAGGCAAGGGGAAGGGAGGUAGCAGGAGCAGUAGAGGGAAGGGCAAGAGAAGUGGAAAGAGAGAUGCAGAUAAUGCAGAGAGGACGGAGGAUGUAGAAGAUGUGGAGGCGCCGGAGGAUGUGUAUGAUGAGAAGGAUGUGGAGGCGCCGGAGAAGGAGGGUUCUGGGGAUGUGGAGGAUGUUGUAGAACCCUACCAGGCUGUGCAUAGCUACGGAGUUCAUAGAAGAGUGUUGGUAUGGAGGAAGGAUGAGGGUAGCAUUGCAAGGUGGUGGAAUGAAAGUUCUGAGACGAGGUGGAAGAACAGGCCACCGCGUAUAAUUAGGGAGCAGAAGAAGAAGCACAACAUAAUGGAGGUUUUGGAGCUGUUCCGAAGUAAGUAUAGAGAUUGCUUUUUCAAAAAAGAGAAGUAUGAUGUGGAUAGAGUGGCGGGGAGGAACAGAUGGCAAAGUGUAAGUGUUGCAAGGUUCUGGGAGUGUGGCCAGGAUUCUGAGAAGCUGGGGAUUGUGGAGAUAGGGACGUUUGAGUCUGAAGGAGGGACUGAGGUGAUAUACCACCUACUGUUUAAAGAGAUGGAGAAGAGCUCGAUAAAGGAGGUCAUGAAGAUUGAGGGAGAUUUCGGGGUGGAGGAGAUGUCUGGUGAGAGUGCCUUUCAUGAGGAGAGUCUGCAGGGGAGGGGCGGUGGGGAUGGAUGGACAGAUGAUGGAGACUCUUCUAAGGAUGGAGGUUCUGAAGGGAUGGGAUGUCUAGUGAUUAGAAGGCCGCCAUUUGGGUUUACUGUUGAGUGGAGGGGUGCUGAGAAUGAGGUUGUCAGACGGCUUACCAUGGUUCCUAGGGAAGAGGUGAUAUCAUGA
This is a messenger RNA of Encephalitozoon hellem ATCC 50504, 1905 nucleotides long. RefSeq lists its product as uncharacterized. The record is from RefSeq and is a predicted model, not a curated record. NCBI's taxonomy places the organism in Eukaryota, Fungi, Microsporidia, Unikaryonidae. Bases 1 to 1905 code for a protein of 634 amino acids. The transcript has a single exon.